Messenger RNA from Acytostelium subglobosum LB1, 612 nucleotides. RefSeq lists its product as hypothetical. The record is from RefSeq and is a predicted model, not a curated record. The coding region runs from base 1 to 612 and encodes 203 amino acids. Gene Ontology annotation, molecular function: tRNA binding. NCBI's taxonomy places the organism in Eukaryota, Evosea, Eumycetozoa, Acytosteliales, Acytosteliaceae. The transcript has a single exon.
AUGUUGUCCAAUAGUAUUAGAUUGGUAUCCAAUCAGUUUGUGGCUAGAUCAUCAAUGAUGAUGACGAUGACACCAAAGUUCACAAGGUCAAUGGCUAGUUGUUGUGGUGGUGGUGCCAAGACACCAGCUAUGCCUCCUUCAGCAUCGGAAAUUGAGUUGGAUGACUUCUUCAAACUUGAUCUUCGUAUGGCACGUGUCACCAAGGCCGAGCACGUCGAAGGAGCCAAGAAGUUGUUAAAGUUGACCCUUGACCUUGGUCCCAAGAAGCAGGUACCAGUUCAGGCCACCACAGAUGCAACUACCGCCACACCAGGCACAGCCACAGCAACAACAACUACUGCACCAAUACAAGAGUCGACAUCAACAACAAAACCACAACCACAGCAACAAGAGAGAGAUAUUAGGACAGUGUUCAGUGGAGUUAAGCAACACUAUCAACCCGAGGAGUUGGAAGGCAAGAAUUUGAUUGUCGUCGCCAAUCUGAAGCCAAAGAAGACAAAGUUUGGCAUGUCCGAGGCAAUGGUAUUGUUUGCCAGUGAUGAGGAUUCCAAGAAUGUACUAUACACCACUGUUGUCGAUGACAGGGUACAACCAGGAUUCAAAGUACUCUAG